This is a messenger RNA of Toxorhynchites rutilus septentrionalis, 1609 nucleotides long. RefSeq names its product carbonic anhydrase 13-like. Bases 360 to 1364 code for a protein of 334 amino acids. NCBI's taxonomy places the organism in Eukaryota, Metazoa, Arthropoda, Insecta, Diptera, Culicidae. Gene Ontology annotation, molecular function: zinc ion binding; carbonate dehydratase activity. Gene Ontology annotation, cellular component: cytoplasm. The record is from RefSeq and is a predicted model, not a curated record. The transcript is spliced from 2 exons.
CGUCAGUGUCAACAGUUGCUCCCCGUAGUUCCGUGCCGUUCCCGCACAAAAUUGCAAUUGCAUUUUGUAGCGCCGGCAAGUGAUAUAGUGAGACAGGGCGUGUCCGGUUUGACCCCAACAGGAUUAGCUACAAACCAAGAUCAAGUUCGGCAGCGCCGUGCAGUGCAUUCUGACUUUCUGGAUAACGAUCGGGUGGCGUGGGAAAGAGACACAGUUCAACCGUUGUCGGUGCAUUGUCGGAGUGAAUUUCAGUGGUCUCGUAGUCUAGUUUCGAACAAUUAUCUCGUUUAGGUGCAGUAUAGGGAGAAAAGUUGCAUCUAGUUUCGACUGCUGGCAAGGUGCAGGUAAUUUUCAUACAAAUGGAAUCGGUACAUUUUGUAUCGCUGCUACUCGUGAUUGUGAUUACAAUGGUACCUGUACAGUAUUGUUUGCCUUUUCCUCUCCAACCAAACUCCACCUAUGAUCCUGACCUGGAAUUCAUCAACUACCUGCACCGAACUCAUGACAGUAACGAACUUUUCGAAGAGCAGCCCCCCUUCGAGUUUAGCAAGCUCACCGUUGACAAAACUUUGAGUACACAAACAUCAAACAUCACUGUCUUUUCCUACCGAGAGGGAGAUAAAUUCGGCCCAUCGAAUUGGGGCGCCCUCAGCGCCAGCUGCGAGGGAAUUUACCAGAGCCCCGUCAGUAUAGUCACCAACCGCUCGCUGAUCGUGCGAAGGAAGCGAGCCCUCGAUCUGGUUGGGCUGCAACAUCGACCCAGAACGAUGCAGGUGUUGAACGAGGGUGGCUCGGGUGCGUUUUUCCCCGAGUACAACCCGAGGACCCGUCCGCGACUCCGGGGAGGACCGCUGAAGGUGGACUAUUUGUUCUAUCAGUUCCACUACCAUCUCGAAUCGGAACACACACUGGACGGACAGCGUUCGGCAGCAGAGGUUCAUCUGGUGUUCCACAGCAGUCUGUAUGAGACUUUCCAGGAUGCUCGGGAUCAGGUGGAAGGAGUUGCCGUGAUAGCGCUAACUUAUGACGUUCUGCAGGGUAGCCGGAUAGAAUCCCUGAACAAGUGGACUCUGUAUCUGGACAAGGUGACAGAAGUGGGAAGCAAGUAUCGUAUUCCGCCGUACGGAUUGUUUACGUUGGCUGAUGUGACCGGAGAUGUAGACUGGCCCUAUUUUUACUACGAGGGAAGCCUGACGACACCACCCUGCUCGGAAACGGUCCUGUGGAUUGUGGCCAGCGAGCGGAUGAUGCUUUCGAGGGGUGAGUUGAGGAAAAUGCGGCAGCUCGAGGGAAGAGGCGGCGAGUUGAUGCCAAACUCAAGACCCAUCCAAGCGGUUAAUCAGAGGAGAAUUUUUCUAUAUUAGAAUAGAGUAAAAGAUAUUGAUAAUGCUCUUUCCUGAGAAUGUGCCAUUUUUUAGUAAAUAAGAUGUAGCUCUUAAUUCAAUGAAAACUCUGAGCAUCACUAUUUUAUGUAAGAUCAUUGUUAGGCUGACCAAAUAGUUCAGGAAUGAAAACAGAACACGUUGACCCAAAAAAAAAGUAUUAUAUUUAUUAUCUAAUUUUUUUUGAACAAUUUUAUUGAGUAAAUAAAACCGAGGAUAAAUCCAAA